AUGAACAAGGAGUCAUACGACAUCUCGUCCAUGUCGCCGCAGCGCCUCGUAUGGGAUUCGCCUACGCACCAACAGAAACGAGAGAAUAAUGUGAACGAUGAAUGGGAUGUAGCUUCUUUGUUUAUCACUGACCAUCAUCGCACACGUCGCCCAACUUGGUGCGACACACUGGAUAUAUCCCAUCAUGUUACGAUGAAAACAGAUGGCUCGUUAGACAUGUAUGAUUCUAGGAUAAAUGACGUUAUGCAUGACAAUCAUUCGGGCUCUCAAACCAACAGGACACGAAUUUUAUCUUCAUAUUCAGUGCGUCCCGGUGCGCCAAUACCAGUCAUUUCGACAAAGCCGGCGUCACCAUCACCGAUUCGUGCUGAGUUGGCGUCAGCCCUCACAAUAUCCAAUGAAUCAUUGCCAAGUGAACUUCCGAUCCUAGCGCUCACUGAUGAGACGCCUGAGAGCCUAAGUCGGCGCCUAUACCAACAUACGAAAGCGAUCCCGGAUCUUUCUGGGCAUACAGCCCGCUUCCUAAGCAUGUCGUCGUCGACAUUUUUACGCGAUGCCUUGGCCUGCUACUUAGCGCGUUUCCAUUUUGAAGACUAUCCCAUUGAUAUGGCUUUACGCUAUUUCCUUGCGCUCGAGCACCUGCCAAGUGAAUCGCAACAAAUUGAUCGUGUCCUCCAUGCAUUUUCGCAGCGAUACACAACUUGUAAUUCCACCAUUCUCGAUGCCGAUACGGCUUACCUACUGACAUUUUCUCUUCUUUUGCUACAUACAGAUUUAUAUGGCCGGCAUGGACGCACCAGACUUACGAAAGCAUCAUUCGUGUCACUCGCAGGUGCGAGUCAAGUGCCUGCCGUCAUUCUCGAGUACCUGUACGAUAACACGAGUCUUGUUGAAUUCGUGUCUAUCCGCGACGCCUUGAUGCCUUUACGAAAAACACGCUCCAUUAGAAAUCAACAAGAUGCCUUGUACAAGUUGAUAUACACUGGUCGGAUUCUUGACUUGCAGCAGUGGCGUGGCAUGUUGUAUGAAUACACCCGAUUUCCAUUCUCGUAUGUAUCGCAUGAAUGGGCUGAGCAUGAUAUCGAAACCACCGUGUCACAUGCGCCGCAGGCGCGUGUAUGGUUCCCAGUACGACAAGUACGGCGCUGGGUCCCAUUCCCGGGUGUCACACCGAAAGAGCCGGUCGCCCCCCAUCACGUUCGUUUCUUGUACAUGGGCACGGUGCGCCGAUACCGAGGCAAUAGCGAUAUGGAACGAGAUACUAUGCCACUUGCUGGAACAGGACAUUGGAAGACAUGGGGCUUGAUUCUCACAGGCUCGACGCUCUUUUGGUGCAAAGACGCGUCUGUAAUAGCAACGUUGCAGCACCAGAUCUACUCACACGAGCGGCAUUGGUCGCUCAAAGUCGAUGAAGUGAUGCCGCUCGCGGAUGCUUUUUGUGUGCAGGACCACGCUGCACCGCGCUUCCUACGCUUACGCGUCCAGCAGCAGUGGCUCAUUCUGGAGCCUGAGGCACACUCGCUCACAACUUGGCUGGACCAGAUCAAUCACAUCGCAAGUAUCGGCGCAUGCAAACACGUAUGGGACGAUGCCAUAUGGGUACCAUCAGGCACGACACUCGCAUACAAAAAUAUACCAGGUACGAAUGUGGGGCCACUACGUACAGGUGCACUUUGUCAUCGGCAUUGGAUUUGCGACACAUACAUGGAGUGCGCGCGUGAUGCACACAUGGGACGCGCACAGAGCAUGCUGGCCAUGACACAGUACAUUGUGAAGCAAGAACAACGGCAAGCUGCGCUCAUAAAAGAGCAUGAUCAGAGCGUGCAGUACGCUCGCCACUUGGGUAUAUUGACGCCACUGCGAAAAACAAUGCGCGAUCAGAUCGAAGAGACGAUUCGCGACGUAUCUCGCGCGUUGCGAAGCAUGCAAUUUGAGCUCGCAUUUGUCUCGUGCCGCCUUGUCUUUUUGCGUGCACAACAACGGCUCUUGAAGCGACAGCUGGACCAGCAUGUCUACGAUAUGUAUGCGUCUGUAGGAUAG
Messenger RNA from Malassezia globosa CBS 7966, 2040 nucleotides. RefSeq lists its product as uncharacterized. The record is from RefSeq and is a predicted model, not a curated record. Gene Ontology annotation, biological process: regulation of ARF protein signal transduction. Lineage: Eukaryota; Fungi; Basidiomycota; Malasseziomycetes; Malasseziales; Malasseziaceae. The coding region runs from base 1 to 2040 and encodes 679 amino acids. Gene Ontology annotation, molecular function: guanyl-nucleotide exchange factor activity. The transcript has a single exon.